This is a messenger RNA of Cylas formicarius (sweet potato weevil), 3595 nucleotides long. RefSeq lists its product as uncharacterized. Bases 41 to 3325 code for a protein of 1094 amino acids. NCBI's taxonomy places the organism in Eukaryota, Metazoa, Arthropoda, Insecta, Coleoptera, Brentidae. The record is from RefSeq and is a predicted model, not a curated record. The transcript has 11 exons.
GACUGACUCAUUUCGUUACAGUUUAUAGCAAAGAUCGGUCAUGGAUUCAGAGGUCGGUGUAAAACAAGAAGUUACCGAAAUGGACUUUUUCGAACUCGUACAAAAAUAUUUUAAUAGACUGGGGAACUUCAACAUAGUUACAAAACUUUAUAAAGAAGUAAUGAUCGGCAGGGAACGUAUCUUGGAUUCCGAGGAGUCAAUCGCAUACAGCUUCCAUUAUCCGGUAGAUACUAUCCUUUAUUUUGAAGAUUUGAAUGCAAAGUUUGAUGAAUGUCCAAAGGAAUUAUUUCGAACAAUGAACGGCGAGUUGAAAGGGUAUUUGCUAACGUUUAUAUAUUAUUGUUUAGUUAGCCGAGAUCGUACUCCGACAAAAGCGGGGCUCCUCUGUGGAAAAUUGUACUUAAAAAUAUUAUUGAUGCCUGAAAUAGGCACAUUAUUUUUCGAGAGGUACAUAUAUAUAGCUACCCUCAACAUUUGCACACAAAGUUUGGCAGAACAAACCCGUUACCAGCAAAUAACGUUUGAAGUGAUUGAACUCAUAUUUGAAUACUGCAACAGGUUGGGGAUUGUGUUGUUUACAAAAACAGCUAACAUGUUUUCAAAAAUUAUAAUUUUGAAAAAUGAGGAAGAAUACAGCGACUUGAAUACAUGCAAAAAUUUCACAAACUAUUGCUUUUGGUGUUUAAAACAGUUAAUUUCUAAACGAUCUGAUCGGGUUUAUCUCAGAGGCGUUCUAGCCGGUAUUUUGCGUUUUUUAAUAGACGAAGAGCCACUCCAGCCACAGUGCGUGGCGAAAUUUAAAAAAUUUUUGUGUUCCCUGUUCAAAGACUUUGAUGAUAGCAAAUUACAGUACAUCGUUGACGCAAUUUUUUUAAUAUGGGAAUCGCCCAAAUUUGCGCUGAAGGAGUGCGUCGAGACUUUGAACCUUCUGGAAGAAAUUUACUACAAAGACAUAAUCAGAAAGAUACCAAAUUACUUAGAAUCGAAAAAUCACGUAGAGUACCAUUUCAACUUAAUGGAUGUUAUUUACCAAAUGAUGCUCAAUCCACCUGCAAUAAGUGUAAAUAAGUUGGUAGCCUAUUACAGCUUAUGUUGGAGAGCUGUGACACUGCAUUUAUUAAGCAGAGACAAAAGUGUUCAAACCAAAGCAAUUGAGACUGUUUCAAACAUAUUCGCCGUACAAAAUGACGUUGUAAACACAAUUUUUCGUCAGUUCAGUGCAAAUGGAAUUAUCGCAACUUUGACGCCAAAUGACCUUUUAGUCGCAUGUUCUUUCAUUAUUCGCGGGAAAUGUAUCGGAAACGCAGCUAAAAUCAGGAAUAUUUUUAUCAUCGUUUCGAGACUUUUGCUUUCUAUUGACAACAUUAAUGCAGAAAUCGGAUCGCAAAUAAUUUACUCCUUGUGUAACCACGCCACUCCUUUUAGUCUAAAACCAUUAUUGGGACAUUUGAAUGCGCUUUAUUUAAAGCUCCAUGAAAAAAAUGAGUUGCUGGUGUGCAACAUGAUCCUAAAAAUCUUUCUCAAGAAUGCUCUGCACCAGGACGCGACCUCUGAAGUAUUCGCCCAACAUCUGUAUAAAAAACUCGUGUAUCCGGAUGAACUAGAUGGGAAAGUUUAUCCCCCUGAAUGUUUCUCCAACGUGUUCUUGAAAGACGACUUCGAGUACCAGUUGCUAUUCAACAAGUGCCAACAUUUGAUUAGGUAUGAAGAUGUUGAGUACACAAUACAACAUUUUAAUCACAUGCAGCCUGGACAUUCAGUACUGUUGCAGUCGUUAUUACAAUUCGUUAACUAUAAAAACCAUCACCUACUGACCUGUUACAUAAUUCAAAAUUUUGGUGAUCUUUGUGUCGUUGAGAACUCAGGUGUUCUGUUUGAUGCUUACGGCACCAUACUGAAGAAUGAGCGAAUGUAUCAUCCUCUGGCAGAGAUGCCAAACUUUGAAACUAUUCACGACUUGAUCUGGAAUAGUCUUUAUCAGCAGCGUUUGAUAAUCUGCAGCAUUAAGUCUGCGUUCGCUUUAACAGGUAUCCUGAGAACAAUUUUAAAAAAGGAAGAACCCUUGCAGGACACUCUAUUGACUGAUGCCAGCGAGAAGGCUUACAGAUCCUUAACGUCGGAAGAUCGUUUCGCGGGCUGCGUUAUGUAUCUAACCGAGCUUUGCGUUACUUUAAAAAAGAAUCCGCCCCAAGAAAUAAUGGAUAUAUUCGAGAACGUGAUUGAAACUCCUGAAACUUUGAAUUUGCUUAGAACCCAACGCAAGGAUAUGUUAAUUCAGCUGAUUGCGUUUUUCGCUACAUUUGCCAUGAUGAAUAAAAAUAAAAUUCCAAGUACCGUAAAAUUGUUAAUUCACGUUUUGGAUACUGACGACGUUAUCGUGAAAAUAACCGCGAUGAAACUUCUGUUUACCAUUUGCAUGGAGAUAACACACGAUUUUGAAGAAGUCACAGAAAUAUGCUUUCGGAACAUCACCAAAAACAAUCCGUGCUUGAGUAAAAUUUGUGUAGUAUUCUUAGAAGAACUGAUAAAUAAUAAUUACGUUCUUCUAAAUUCCGAAGACUUUUUAAAAUUUAUUUAUGGUUUGGCUUGUAGCGAUCUUCAUUAUUUUAUGAAGUAUGUUUUGAACAACAGGUUCAUGUUGUCUAACAAGAACGAUAUCAGUAAGUACUACAUCCCGACCAUUGUCUACCUAAGUGAUUACAGAAAGUUCGACAAUUAUCCCGUAAGCGCCGAGUUUGAUGAGACCCUUAAACAAAUUCAAAAAUUAACUAACUACAGAGUUGGUUUGAUGUCCUUUCUAUUCGCUUCCAUACCCACCAAGGAUCGAUUCCACAUUUUAACGGAAUUUUCUUCAAUUUAUGAGGUUUUUGUGACCGGUAGAGCUAAUGUUGAUCUAAAAUACUUCGAAUUUCUAAAAUAUUCGUUACUUACUUUCAAGGUGAUUUGCGAUAGAAUCGAUUUUAACUACAAAUCCAACUUCUACGAAGAUGUUUGCGAGAUUAUAGAGAAGCAGAUAUUGAAAAAGGAUAAUAACGCUGCAUCGCAUACAUUAUUUUUCUAUGAAUACGAACCGCAAAUACGAAGGUGUACAAAAUCUCUCCUUAAAAUGAUGAUUUACAUCAAAAUGGAAAACUUGAUGAGCGAAAUGAUAUUUCCCAUCUUCGACACGCUUAUGUGUUGGAUUUGGCACACGAGAGCCGAGAUUAUCCGCUAUACACAUUUUGAAAGAGGAAAAGAUUACGAGCCGUAUCUUAUUCAGCUUAUGCGUUUUUACAGGGCAAAUAAGGAACACCUAAACCAUUUACUCGACAUCCAAGAAAGGUAAGCGGAUUCUUUGACGUUGCUUGUAAAAUGGACGGCGUGUGGGAUAUUUGGCCUUCCCUAAAAAGUAAAACCAAGCCGUGAAUCGGGUAUUAAAUUUUUGGAGAAAAAUCAACGCGGCUUAUUGAAAAAAUUGGAGCGCGAGACAAGUCAAGUGGAUGCUGUAGUAAUACAUAUUAUUCUUUUAAUAUAUAUUCUAUAGAAUUCAUAAUUAGCUACGAACGAUUAAAACAAUAUUUCUGUUAAUUCUAUAAAUCAGUGAUAUUCUAUUUUU